This is a messenger RNA of Clunio marinus, 1020 nucleotides long. The record is from the annotation of a GenBank genome assembly. Lineage: Eukaryota; Metazoa; Arthropoda; Insecta; Diptera; Chironomidae.
AUGAAACUAAGACAAUUUUUAUCGAAUAGUAAUGUAUUGCAAAAUGUCUUUCGAAGAUAUGUGUCGAGUGUUAGUAUAAAUGUGCAGUCGUUGACAUCAAUUCAUGUGAAAUCGAGAGAUUUUAUGGAAACUUCUGACAACAAAGUCAAAUUCACUCUUUGUGAUGCACAACAAAAAGAAAUUGAAGCUUCCAAAGUCGAUUCAUUUAAAGUACUUAACACAAAAGACGCAUUCAAGCUUGAUUUUGAUGGUAGACAUGAGCUCUCUUUGAUAUUGGAGCUUCCUGUGGAAUCUUCUCCUGAUGUUUGCAUUGAAAUUAUUGCUGGAUGUGCGAAUGUUCAAGUUGGGAAUUUACAAGCCAAAGCAGUUGAUGUUAAACUUGAUGAAGGGCAUGUGGGAUUAAAGAAUCUAAAAAGUGAAUCAAUUAGAGCUCUGACAGAACGUGGUGAUAUCAAGACACAAAGCAUUUUGCUGGGAAAAAUUAUUCAAUUGAAUAUUUCAAUCGAAAAAUCACAAGGUGAUAAUCUGGAAGUUGAAGGUACUAAUGUGGUUGUGGACAGCUGUUACAGUACAAGCAACAAGUUUAAAUCGACAAGAGAAGCAAUUCUCAAGAAUCUCCAUGCAAAUUCAACAAUCCAAUCAAGUGGUGGCAAGUUCAAACUUUCAGGCUUUUCUGGGACACUUCAAGCUGUUUUAGAUAAUGAUGAUGUGGAAAUUCAAUUGUCAGAGCUUUAUGGUGAUAGCAAUAUCAGUACAACGAACGCACACGCAGAGAUCAAGUUGGGAUUAUCAGAAAAAAUUAUAAAGGAAACUGAUUUUAAACUGUCAUCACAUUGUGCGAUUGAGAAUUCCAUUAAUGAGUUGAUUGUUUGUCAAUUCAAUCCAAACUCUUUUAAGAUUAAUCACGAUGGCAGAGACAGUCGACUUAAAGUGAAAAUUGAAGAAGGAAAAUCAUUAAAAUUAAGUAAAAUGUCAUGGAUUGACUCAUUGAAGUUAAAAAGUUCACUUCCAUCUAUUUAA